CAAUGCAGGGGAAUAAGAAACACACAGACGGACAAAGUGACUCCUCCAGUAUUGGCAGCCUCCUGGACGAGACAGACCGAGAGGUCUGCAGCCUCACAGACCGGGCCUUCAAAAGUCUCUGCCUGGAUGAAUUGGAAUUGUCCUACACCGAGGCAGGUCCGGUUGUUUCACCCGGCAUUCAGCAUCCAUUCUCCAGCAAAUACUUCCAAGGCCCCCGGAACCAUGCCCUCAAGAAGCACAUUGCUCCUAACAAGCUGUUGCCCCAAACUGAAGAGCAUUCAACAUUCCAGCAGCUACCAAAGGACACGCAAGAAGAGAAAGGGGCUGUGGCAAACAGCAUCCCAAACAUCAGGAGGAAGCUGGGCUUGCCGGUGCCCAAUUUGCGCCAUUGCAAACAUACCUCAAAAGUGUCCUCUCUGAUAAAGACCUUUGACAAGGGGGAGAACCAGGAGGCACCUGCCCAAGCAGCACAGCCAGUUAAAAACCAUUUGCCAAAAUGCCCGCCAGUUUGUGGAGCCAGCAUGGCCCUUUGGGGGAGCAAAAUGAUUCUGAACUUCCCAAAAGAGCUCUCUGGAUUUUCAGGGGCAGGCCAACAUGUGGGAGAUGGGCCUACCAGGCAUGAGAUGCACAAAAGACAUCACAACCCAAUGGAUCUGCUCUGUCCAGGCCCACCUCAUUUCCAUCCUGUUCUGGCAGUCACUUCCCACAUACCGCACUCCAACAUCUCCACAUUCUCUAAAAAGAUCAUGCAAAAGAGAAUAGGAAAGGCAAAAGAGCCAGCCGGGAGGGGCAGUUUUCUCCACAGCGAGAACAGUGCUUUCGAAUCCUGGAAUGCACACCACAAAAAGCUGGCUGGGAUGAGGGGAUCUACUGAAUGGAUGCCGGCGGAAGAGAAUCUUGCAUAUUUGGAAGACACGCCUUGCUUCAAAGAGUCCUACAUGCUUGACUGCCAGCCGUCCCCCCUAGAGACUGCCAAUUCUGUCGUUCUAGAGCAGGAUGUAUCAUCAGAUGCAUUUCCACAAAAACCUUUGUCCCUAAUCUCCCUUUCUCCAGUCUCUCUAUGCCAGAGCCCGUGUCUCCCACUCUCUACAGCCAGAGACCCUCUUGCACAACCGCCAUCACCACCUCCUUCUUCUGGCAUCGCAAUGGCUGUAGACAGGAUCCCCACACCACCAUCCCUCCCCUUCAAAGCCCCUUUCCCUCGAGUGCUGAGCCCCCAGGUGGUUCCUUCUCCAGUAGCAACGGCCAAGGCUCCCAUUCCACUCCUCUAUGUGCCUCAGCCCCCUCUUCCAUCAGAGGCCAACUCCCACAAUGCUGGCACACACAGGCCACAAGCCACUUUGCAUCCAGAGAAGAAAAACCACUUGGGACGUGAUCCAGAACUGGGGAAGGUUUGCCCUCCUUGGAGGAGACAGAGGACAGUCCUCGGGGAAAUGGAGGAGGCAGCAGCUGUAGCCCAUGAAGGUCUUGAGAUAAAAGAUUCUGUACAAGGCAACUCCUCAGAUGCCCCUUCUUCAGCUGAUGUGGCCACUGCUGAUUUCCAUGUCACCUUGUCUGAUGCCUCCAGUCCAUCCUUCAACAUCACACAACUCCUAACGCCCCUCAUCCCUCCCAAGCAGGAGAAAGAGCCCCCUGAAAUGGCGACCCCUCCCCUUCCUGCAGCUGAAGCAGCCAAAGAACCUGAGGAGAGAGCGCUUCACAGUUCUCAAAACAAUUACAAGUCUAAAGCAUCAAGUCUGUUAUUCAACCUGAAGGAUAUUCGAAAACGUGUCAAAAGCACUUACAGCCCCUCUCCUCUCCGGAAGGCCUUUGAAGACAAGAAGAUCAAAGAACCAGACGGCCUAAAAGCAAGUGUGAAAAAUCUGCUGGAAGAAAGCAGUUCAAAAUCAGCAGAAAAUGAUGAAGCCAACCAGAAGCCUUCUGGGGAAAUGGGCAGCGCCCAGGGAAAGGCAAGGGCCGCCCUCUUAAAGGGGCAUCUGCCGGGCAACCACCGGACUUUGAGUUCACCACCGUCAAAGGCAGACCCCUCAGGGGAUCAAAAGAGAAAUCAUUUGCAGCAGGAGAAUUUAAUGGAUUUUGAGGAUGGGGAGUUGGUCACUGUCGUGGAGUUCCCCCCAAAGGAUCACAGCCCAGCUCGUGAUCCUCCUUCACCCAGAUCGGAGCAGGACAGGCACCUGCAAAAUGCCAGCUUACGGGAUCCCCAAAACAAAAAAGGUACUCAAAGUCAUGGUGUGGAUGUGGGACCCCAAGAGUCCCCCAGCUUGUUUUUCACAGCUGAAGAAAACAUGAACGACAGUGAAAAUAGGGCCUGCCCAGAAAGUGGGACUGAGCAUAAGGACAAAAGGAGCAGCAGCUCUUCUGAACAAUCCUUUGUCUCCAUCAUAGACCAGCCAUCUCACGAGGAGUCCUUCUCUCUGAUGCAGCUCUUCCAGAAAGCGUGCCUUCAAGAGAGCCAGAGGAAUAUGGACAAGGGAAGUGUGGAGGAGAAGCCCAGCAACAAGGAAGAAGAAGAGAAGUCCGGCAGGCAAGAGGAGGCCUCACAGGACCUCAGCAACGAUGACCUGAGCCCAGAUGGAAAGAGUGAUGGGAAGGUGGAGCAGAGCCAAGUGGAGGAGGAAACGGUGCAGGAACGCCUGUGGGGGGAGAGGAGAGAAGGCAAAGGGCAGAGCCUGGAUUCGGCUUCAGAAGGCAGGUUGGAAGAGCCGCUGACACCCACUUCAUCCAGCUCAUUCAAGCCCCAUUUGUUCAAGAUCAAAGACAACACAUUCAAGUCCCCCCCAGUGAUAAAAGCAGUUCGGCUGCCUCUGUUCAGGUCGUUGUCCUGUGACGGGGCCAUUGCAGGGGGCUCCAGGGAGAGCGAAAGGCUGGCCUGUGGACCAUUCCAAACCACUCCAGUGAUUCAAGAGACCGACUGGCCUUUGCCAAGAAACAGAAGGCAGCAGAGGACAUGGAGGGCAGCAGCUGCAACAGCCAGGGAAGGGGAGGAGUCAGGAGAGAGCCCAGCACGAGUGGGCGGCCAAAGGGCAGGGGAAGGCAAACUGGUGGCAGAGUCUACUCUUCAGGAACCACUGAGCAGCUUUUAUGAGCAGCAGCCGGUGGAAGAUGAUGAAGGAAUGGCUGUUCCCCAAGGGACAGGACAAAACAAGCAUAAAGACCAUGAGAAACGACUGAGAGGGGACAAAGAAAAAGCCAGAACCAGGAAACCGAGGCCGAGUUCUGCCAGUCAGUUACAUCUUGACGGUGACUUUGCACGAAACGAGACCCCGUCCCCGACAAGGGAGAAGGCAAAUUAUUAUAAGAAUAAUCUCUUGUCCAAACGCAGAAGUGGCUCUUGUGAGAAAAAAGUGAUCACUCGAGAGUCAAGAUCUCCCACGGCCUCAGAGAUCCAGGCCUAUUCUCCUGCCUUCAGCGAUGCAUUCAGAGACAGCCUGUGUGCCACUAGCCUAUCGAGCUCCACUGCCCCAAGCCCAAGGUCAGACAGCACCAUGCAGUCGGCCUUCACAAGUCCCAUGUCAGACGCAGCUGCAACCUGCAGCACUGAGAAAACAGCCGCCUCCUCUUCACUGCCCAGGGGGAUGUACAGAGAAGAUGCCCCUUCUGCGGCAGAAACAUCUGAGCCAAUGCAGAUGAGUCAGCUCUCCGGACACACUGAUGGCUCUUCUGUGACAAGUGAGAGAACUCAGCUGAUAAGGCAAAUGGUGAAGACAGCAGCCAAACCCCCUGCUGUGCCACCCAAAACAGAGAAGGCAUUACGACGGGCAAAGAAACUGGCAAGCAGAAGGAAAAAAGAAACACAGCAGAAAAAGCCUACAGCUGAAUCUCUGCCACCCUGUGAUGAUAUCACACCUGUGCCGCUGGCCCAAACUCCACUCUUACCAACGCGCCUUAGUUCACCUGUGAUGCCCUCCAAAUCUAACCAGGUGGCAUUACCCCCCAUCCCCUCAAGCCCCCUGCCUUCUCCUGCAACUCAACGUAAACUCCUCCAGGAUCCGGACUCGGGAGAGUAUUUCAUGGUAGAUCUGCCCACCCAGUUCAAGACUUUGUUUGAUCCAGAGAGUGGCAGAUACAUUCAAGUCUCACUUCCCUCUUCCAAACGAAACUUGUCACAAACACCAUCUUCAGAGGCCCUUGCUCCUCCUUAUGUCCUGUACCCCAAUGUUCUCCCCCUCAGAGUUUCAUCUGUCCCAGCUAGGGCCUCUCCUUCACAGCUUUCUGAACCCGCUUCACUUGUGCAAGGAGCCCUCUCAGAAUCCGCUUCAGAUUGGCAGCAAGAGGGCUGCCAUCCAGCAUCCCUGAACAGCCAGCAUUACCUGGCGUCUGUUGCACCUGAGGAUCCCACUCAAGAAGCUGACGGGCCACCCUUUAGCUUUGAACGGGACAAGACGGACAUUAUUUCACUUGGUGCCAUUGAAGAUUUCGCCAUUGAAGGGAUAUCGUGA
Heteronotia binoei (common prickly gecko) is the source of this 4439-nucleotide messenger RNA. It is a transcript of the gene C6H10orf71, whose product is annotated as chromosome 6 C10orf71 homolog. Gene Ontology annotation, cellular component: Z disc. NCBI's taxonomy places the organism in Eukaryota, Metazoa, Chordata, Lepidosauria, Squamata, Gekkonidae. Bases 3 to 4439 code for a protein of 1478 amino acids. The record is from RefSeq and is a predicted model, not a curated record. The transcript has a single exon. Gene Ontology annotation, biological process: positive regulation of calcineurin-NFAT signaling cascade.